Molecule: messenger RNA, 711 nt
Organism: Megachile rotundata (alfalfa leafcutting bee)
Lineage: Eukaryota; Metazoa; Arthropoda; Insecta; Hymenoptera; Megachilidae
Gene: Tcs1
Product: Threonyl-carbamoyl synthesis 1
Biological process (GO): regulation of translational fidelity
Cellular component (GO): cytoplasm
Molecular function (GO): tRNA binding; double-stranded RNA binding; nucleotidyltransferase activity
Source: RefSeq, a predicted model, not a curated record
AUGAAGACUCUUUUAAAUUCUGCCUCGAUGGAUCUCAAGACAUUGAGAAAGUCCAAUAAACAUUGGAACUGUAGGGGAAGAAGGAGCGUGGCUAUAGCUGCUACGCUAUUACAGCAAAAUUCAAUUGUAGCAAUUCCAACGGAUACAGUGUAUGGUCUAGCUGGUGUCGUGUCCAAUAACGCGACUAUUCAAAUGCUAUACAACAUUAAGAGUCGCGAUACUAGCAAACCUUUAUCUAUUUCUGUUAGCAGCGUAAGCGACAUAAAAAUGUGGGGUAUUACGGAUCAUUUACCAGCAGAUUUAUUGCCAACAAUUUUACCUGGUCCAUAUACAGUUAUCUUAAAGCGGACUCCGGCGUUAAAUCCUGCUUUGAAUCCAGAUAUCGAUACAGUAGGCAUAAGAGUUCCAAAAUUUCACUUUAUAAACUGCGUUUCAAGAUUAACAGGACCUUUGGCGCUAACAAGCGCCAACGAAAGCAACGAACCAAGUUGUCUAUAUGCUUCGGAAUUCGAGAAGUUAUGGCCUUUGUUAGGUGGAAUAUUUUACGAUGGUACUAUUCAUGGCCGUUCGAAUGAACGUUUACGGAAAGGAUCAACGAUAGUUGAUUUAUCGCAACCAGGUUGUUACAAAAUCGUACGACGAGGGGUUGGAGCUCUGUCACUUUGUAUUACCUUAAAACAUUUCGGGUUAGAAAAAGACGAAUCUAAUUAG